AUGAGAUCAAACAAGCGUUCGUCGCUGCCCUCCGGCAUAAGCAGCCCCGUGUACCGGACUCCCAGCUUCAACUCGUCGGGCCGAAGUUCCAACUGUGAUGGCGAGGACAUGUACUCAGAUAUCUCCAUAGAGGAUGACGUCAGCGACCUCAACCAGAAGGUGCAGGUGCUGGAGCGGCAGGUGACGGUGCUGGCGGAGAACCAGAACAACAACGAUGACCGGUACACGCGCAGCAAGGAGGAGAACGCCGGUCUGCAGGCGCGCCUCAUCAUGCUGGAGGAGCAGCUGCGCGAGGUGGAGCUGCGUUCGGAGGAGCAGCUGGACUCGGAGCGGAGACGACACAAGGAGCUGAUGCAGCGACUGGAGAGGGAGAAGACGCUGGAGCUGGAGAACCAGACCAUCAGGCUGCAGAGUCUGGAGAAGGAGGUGCGCUUCGCCGAGGCGGAGGCGGCGCGCGCGCGUCAGCAGCUGGAGGCGGCGGCGGCCGGCCGAGCCCAGCUGGAGGAGCGGCUGGCCGAGCUGCUGGAGCGGCGCGGCCGUCAGGAGCUGGAGCAGGAGCGCACACUCCAGUCGCAGAUGGUGGCCGAGCUCUCCAGCGAGCUGGAGGACACGCGCCAGCAGGCCAGCCUGCGCCUCAAGACCGAGUCGGACGAGUCGGGCGUGAUGCGGCUGCGCCAGGGCGAGCUGGAGACGGAGCUGCGGGAGCUGCGCCAACGGAACAAAGAGCUGCAGGAGAGCAACGAGGAGCUGCAGGCGCAGCUGCUCUCUAACGGCCUAGAAGAGGGCCGACAGCUGCUGGAGUCGGGACCCAAGAGCCUGGCCUUGGAGCUGGAGGACAUGUCGGGAGAGGAGGUCGAUAGUGGUGAAACGUUGCAAAAGCUGAAGAAGUCGCUGCUGGAGCAGCAGGACGUGAACAAGCAGCUGCGCACGUACAUCGACGGCAUCCUGCUCAGCAUCGUGGAGAACUAUCCGCAGCUGCUGGAGGUGAAGCACAAACAGUGAUAUGCACUGCCAGGG
Messenger RNA from Pollicipes pollicipes, 1017 nucleotides. RefSeq names its product rab11 family-interacting protein 4. The record is from RefSeq and is a predicted model, not a curated record. Bases 1 to 1002 code for a protein of 333 amino acids. Gene Ontology annotation, cellular component: midbody; endocytic vesicle; recycling endosome membrane. Gene Ontology annotation, biological process: endocytic recycling; regulation of cytokinesis. NCBI's taxonomy places the organism in Eukaryota, Metazoa, Arthropoda, Thecostraca, Pollicipedomorpha, Pollicipedidae. The transcript has 11 exons.